UGUUUCACAAGCGGCCAGCUUCAUAUCAACCCCUCCCUGCCUCAUCAGCGCGAUCAGACCUGAAUUCCAGGUCAGGGACGAAGACCUUCUAAUCUCCUUCAACUCUCGGGCAGAUCGAGCAGAACCAUACAGCAUACUUUACCUCAAGCUAUCGAAUCCCGGCACGCAGUAGAAGUUUAGAACCGCCGUUCACAAAUACCAGCAUCAUCAUGGCUUCCAAAUCGGGCUCGAACACCCUCCCCCAGGACCAGAUUGACCAAUACAAGCAAGUAUUCGAGAUAUUCGACAAGGAUGGAACUGGCGACAUCACCGCCGACGAGCUCGGCAAUGUCAUGAAAGAGCUCGGCUUGAACCCCAGCGAGGAGGAGUUGCAGGACCUGAUCAACGAGGUCGACACCAACAAGGAUGGGGUCAUCUCGUUCGAUGAGUUCCUCGCUCUCAUGUCUCAGACAGUGAAGGAGGUGGACACGGAGCAGGAACUCCUCAACGCCUUCACGGUCUUCGACAAGGACGGCAGCGGCACCAUCUCGAGCGACGAGUUGCGUCAUGUGCUCAAGCAGCUCGGCGAGAACCUGACGGACGAGGAGGUGGAUGAGAUGAUCAAGCUGGCUGACCGAAAUGGCGAUGGCCAUAUCGACUGCUGGCGAAUAGACCACGAGUUUGCCAACAUCAUGAAAUGAGCGCGGGACAAAAGUCUUGCAGGAGGCGGGAACUGAGCGCGGAGCAGGAAGGAUAUGGAACAGGAAUAGCGAUGAACUUUAAUUCUUAGAGAAUCUGCGACGUUUUGUUAGCGGAAUGGUGCCCUUGAGGAGGAAGUGGCGAAAUGCUUGAGUCUUGGUUGAACGCUGAUGGGACGUUUGCAAGUUCCAAUCCGUGACCCGUGGGCUGCAGCCAUCCUGUAAUCUUGGCAUAGGUAGAUUAUGACAAGUUUC
Molecule: messenger RNA, 932 nt
Organism: Chaetomium strumarium
Lineage: Eukaryota; Fungi; Ascomycota; Sordariomycetes; Sordariales; Chaetomiaceae
Exons: 6
Coding region: 210-680 (156 amino acids)
Biological process (GO): spindle pole body organization
Cellular component (GO): central plaque of spindle pole body
Molecular function (GO): calcium ion binding; enzyme regulator activity
Source: RefSeq, a predicted model, not a curated record